AUGGGCAUGGCCGCGAUUGGCGUCGCUCUGUGGAAGUACGUGAUGAAAUACUCGCCAAGGAACCUGAACUUCUUCAACCGCGACCAAGAACCUGGCGGCCACCUACUACCGCCCCGGCCAAGCGCUGGUCGACAACACCACCUGGUGCAUGACAACAACCAAAUCACUUGCGACGGCAGCGUCGACCUGUGCAACACCGAGGACGUCAACGCCAAGAUGCGCGCCUGGGGCUGGCACGUCCUCGAGGUGGCCGGACGGCUGCUACGACGUCGAGGGCAUCUCAUCGGCAUCGGCAGCAAGGUCGCAGGAGAUGCCAAGGCGCACGGCGCGGCGUACGGCAGCGAGGACGUCCGCAGCAUCAAGCGGGCGUUUGGCAUGGAUCCGGACGAACACUUUGCCCUAGAGCGCGACUGGGACGCGCGUCUGGCUGCCUACGCCGAGCACCACCCACGCCUGCAUGCGCAGUUGGCCCUGCGCGUGGAGGGCAAGUUCCCGCGUGACUGGAGAGGAAUGAUCCCGGGCAAGGAGGCGUUGUCUAGCGAGCCCAUGGCGUCACGAAAGUCGGCCGGGCUUAUUUGCAAUCCCCUCGCGGCGGGGCUGGAGAACUUGAUGGUGGGCACGCCGGACCUGUCGCCGUCGGUGGCGAUGAUGUGGAACGACAAGCCGGAUUUACGGACGGAGUGCGGCAUUGACGGCAAUUACGCCGGUCGGUACAUCCACUUCGGCGUCCGAGAGCACACAAUGGCGGCGAUUGCUAAUGACCUGGCUGCUUUCAACAAAGGAAGCUUUCUGCCUAUUAUAUCUAGCUUUUUAAUGUUUUACAUAUACGCCGCACCCACAGUCCGCAUGGGAGCCCUACAAGGCAUACAGGCGACUCACAUUGCCACGCACGACUCGAUUGGCACCGGGGAAGACGGUCCUACGCGCCAGCCCAUCGCUCUCGCUCAGCUGUACCGCGCCAUGCCCAACGUCCUGUACAUCCGGCCCUGCGACACCGAAGAGACCGCCGGCGCGUUCUACCCCGAAUACUCGUCCCGCGAGGGUGUGCAGCGAGGAGGCUACGUAUUCGUCGAAGAUGAUGACUCCGAGGUCACGUUAUUUGGCGUGGGUGCUGAAAUGCGCUUCGCGAUCGAGGCCCGAACCAUCCUGCGGCGCGAUUUUAGCAUCAAGGCCCGUGCGAUCUCCCUCCCGUGCCAGCACUUGUUCGACGCACAACCCCCCAGGUACAAGCGGGAGGUACCGCGCUACCACCAGGGGCAGAUCCCACGGGUGGCGAUCGAGGCGUACGCGGUGAAUGGCUGGGAGAGGUACGCCAACGCGGGCUUCACGAUGGCCUCUUUUGGAAAGAGUCUGCCAGGAAAGGAGGUUUACAAGUACUUUGGAUUUGACGGGGCGGUCAUCGCGAAGGAGGUGGCCAGGCUGGUGGCGGACGGGAGAAGGGAUGGCAUCUAG
Cordyceps fumosorosea ARSEF 2679 is the source of this 1452-nucleotide messenger RNA. RefSeq names its product Transketolase, C-terminal/Pyruvate-ferredoxin oxidoreductase, domain II. Gene Ontology annotation, biological process: pentose-phosphate shunt. Lineage: Eukaryota; Fungi; Ascomycota; Sordariomycetes; Hypocreales; Cordycipitaceae. The coding region runs from base 1 to 1452 and encodes 483 amino acids. Gene Ontology annotation, cellular component: cytosol. The transcript has 7 exons. Gene Ontology annotation, molecular function: transketolase activity. The record is from RefSeq and is a predicted model, not a curated record.